AUGAAUCCGCUCUGCCCUGUCGCUGGCCAGGUCCAGCGGGCCUCGACAGCCAGCAGUUACGUGCGCAUAGCUCGCCACCUUGCGCAUCGACGUUUGGUCCGUCGAGGGCACGUUCGCUGGCUUGCUGACGCCGCGCAAGAAGACGGGGCCAAAACCCGCUUGACCUUGGCGAUUCCGUCAGAAUCCAGGUUCAACGAGAUUGGUGUGCAGCAAGUCAGCACACACGUUUUCAACCAAGUCUUUCGUGACGCCUACAAACCCCCCCACGAGGAACUAGUUAGGCUUUCAAAGGAUCACUUGCGACGCCAUGACCUCCUGGGCAAAAACACAGACACCUCCAAACCCAUCGCUUUUGAACUGCCCUGCCUACAAGGGCGCACCCUUGACGAGCACUUUUACAAGCUAGGCUCUGAUUGUGCCGAGCCUCAUCUCGCCUUUGCCAAACAGUUCGCCCGCGCCAAUGUGCCCCCCAAGCCCAGGAAAUGGGUUCGUCAGAGUGGGUGGACCAAAUACUACCCGGAUGGACGAAGCGAACCAAUAGACGUUCCUCAGGAGCGCAUGCUGUGCUUCGAUACCGAAGUCAUGUGGAAGGAAAGUUCCUACGCCGUCAUGGCCUGCGCUUCAAGCCCCACAGCCUGGUACGCAUGGAUAUCACCCUGGCUUCUUAAAGAGUCCCGAAACAAACGCCAGCUCGUUCCGCUGGGUGACCCUGCCGAGGAUCGCGUAAUCGUCGGGCACAAUGUUGGCUAUGACCGUGCUCGGGUCUUGGAAGAGUACGACAUCAAACAGUCUCGAAACGCCUUCCUUGACACCAUGUCCCUGCAUGUGGCUGUGAACGGAAUGUGUUCGCAACAGAGACCAACCUGGAUGAAGCACAAGAAGAACCGAGAACUUCGAGAGCGGGUCGCGAGCCAAACUCCCGACCACGAAUUAGCAGAACUCUUGAGCAAUCGAAGCAUGCACGAAGAAGAGGAGCUUUGGGUGGAACGCAGCUCCGUCAACUCAUUGCGCGACGUGGCCAAAUUCCAUCUAAACGUUUCUAUAGACAAAGCCGUGCGAGACGAUUUUGGUGCGCUCGACCGGGACGGAAUCCUGGCGAAACUUGAGGAGCUGUUAGACUACUGCGCUGCAGACGUGGCCAUCACCCACCGAAUCUACCAAAUAGUCUUCCCCAACUUCCUCGAGGUCUGCCCUCACCCUGUCAGCUUUGCCGCGUUGCGCCACCUUUCCUCCGUUAUCCUGCCCGUCAACGAGUCGUGGGAUGCAUACAUUGCCAACGCUGAAGCCACGUACCACAGGUUGUCGGAUGCUGUACAAGAACGUCUCAUCGGUCUGACGGAGAAGGCGCUUGAGAUCAAAGACAACCCUGAGAGAUGGCGGAAUGAUCCCUGGAUGAAGCAGCUUGAUUGGUCUGGACAGAGCAUCCGGAUGGUCAAGGGUAAAAAGAAAGAUGAUCCACCACGUCCAGCGGCUAGACAGAAGAAGCCAGGAAUGCCUCAAUGGUACAAGGAUCUCUUCGCAACCAAUACCUCGCCCAUGAACAUCACUGUUCGCACGCGAAUAGCGCCGCUUCUGCUGAGAUUGGCAUGGGAUGGCCACCCGCUUUUUUGGUCAAAUAAACAUGGCUGGACUUUCCGGGUUCCCCGGGAUGAUUCUGCCAAGUAUAGCGCAAAGCAAAUGAUCAAAUGCGAGUUCGACGAGGCCGAUCCUUCUCUCGGACAUGACAGGGACCAUGACUAUUUCAAACUCCCGCACAAAGAUGGCCCUACCGCACGCUGUGCCAACCCCAUGGCUAAAGGCUACCUGAGUUACUUUGAGAAAGGUGCACUCUCCUCCGAGUUCACUUACGCCAAGGAAGCCCUGGAGAUGAAUGCGUCGUGCUCCUACUGGAUCAGCGCCAGAGACCGGAUAAUGUCUCAAAUGGUAGUUUAUGAGGAUUAUCUGCCGAAAAACUCCACCGACCGACGAAAAGGCUCGAAAGACAAGGCGCAGAAGACGGGCUUUAUUCUUCCUCAAGUCAUUCCCAUGGGCACCAUUACCAGGCGAGCAGUGGAGAACACGUGGUUAACGGCCAGCAACGCCAAAAAGAACCGUGUAGGUUCAGAGCUGAAGGCCAUGGUCAAGGCCCCGGAGGGCUAUUGCUUCGUGGGAGCCGAUGUGGAUUCUCAGGAGCUUUGGAUAGCUAGCCUUAUGGGAGAUUCCACCUUUGGAAUUCACGGUGGCAACGCCAUUGGUUUCAUGACGCUUGAAGGCACAAAAGCAGCGGGCACCGACAUGCAUUCGCGAACUGCGUCCAUUCUUGGCAUCACAAGGAACGACGCUAAAAUCUUUAACUACGGGCGAAUAUACGGCGCCGGAUUGAAAUUCGCCGCCACCCUUUUGCGCCAGUUCAACCCCGACUUAUCCGAGAAGGAAACUAUGCAGGUGGCAUCCAAACUCUAUGCGAACACCAAGGGCACGAAAACGACUCGAAGGGUCCUUCAUGACCGUCCCUUUUGGCGUGGCGGUACGGAAUCCUUUGUCUUUAACAAACUCGAGGAGUUUGCCGAGCAAGAACGGCCACGGACUCCCGUACUUGGGGCUGGUAUCACGGAGGCCCUCAUGGGGCGGUUCAUCAGCAAGGGCGGCUACCUGACAUCACGAAUCAACUGGGCCGUUCAGUCUUCUGGUGUCGACUACCUGCACCUUCUCAUCGUCUCCAUGGACUUUCUCAUUCGCAGAUACAACAUCGGGGCACGCCUAGCCAUCACUGUCCACGACGAGAUACGCUACCUUGUCCGGGAACAAGACAGGUACAGGGCUGCGAUGGCUCUGCAAGUUGCGAAUAUCUGGACACGCGCCAUGUUCGCCCAACAAGUCGGCAUCGACGACCUCCCUCAGUCUUGUGCCUAUUUUUCCGCCAUUGACAUUGACCACGUGCUGCGCAAGGAAGUUGACAUGGACUGCGUGACUCCAAGUCACUCUACUCCUAUUCCUGCGGGAGAGAGCUUGGAUAUCAACGGGUUGCUCGACAAGGGACAAGAAGCGUUUCUAGACCCCAACAUAGUCCCUGAUGCACAGCACGCGCCGAAGCCAGAAAAGGUAAAGUACACGCCUCGUACGGCGGUAAUGGACACAAUCCUGGGGUCUUCUGGUAACAGCCAUGUCUUUAUCAAGGCGCAGAUCGUGUCAACCGAUGAAGAACUGCGCGAUAUUGUGAAAGAUCUGAAGAAAACCGCAACUGCCGCGAGUGUAGGUAAACAAAAGCCUGCAGAUAAGAGGGCCAUGAAGCAUAUCCUGCCUUAUCACGCGAACCCUCAGUUGAUACCUAUGGAAGAGCCAAUGUCAGUAUCAGAGGCUUUAAAUGCAAAGUAUCGACACGGACCCGAAACGAAGAACAAGUGGUCCUGGUCCAAAGCUGCCGCCAAGAGCCCAAGAACGACUACGAGGUUGUAG
Messenger RNA from Ustilaginoidea virens, 3435 nucleotides. RefSeq lists its product as uncharacterized. Gene Ontology annotation, molecular function: 3'-5' exonuclease activity; DNA-directed DNA polymerase activity; DNA binding. The coding region runs from base 1 to 3435 and encodes 1144 amino acids. Lineage: Eukaryota; Fungi; Ascomycota; Sordariomycetes; Hypocreales; Clavicipitaceae. The record is from RefSeq and is a predicted model, not a curated record. Gene Ontology annotation, cellular component: mitochondrion; gamma DNA polymerase complex. Gene Ontology annotation, biological process: mitochondrial DNA replication. The transcript is spliced from 2 exons.